Molecule: messenger RNA, 1592 nt
Organism: Xenopus laevis (African clawed frog)
Lineage: Eukaryota; Metazoa; Chordata; Amphibia; Anura; Pipidae
Exons: 8
Coding region: 1-1371 (456 amino acids)
Source: RefSeq, a predicted model, not a curated record
AUGGUUUCUGUAGAGAACAGAAUUCCUUUGGCCUGCAAAUUUUGCUUCAAGACCACAGACCGACUUUCUGUACAUCUUCGCAAAGUCUGCAGGAAAGGAGCAAGUGAUGCAGAGAUCAUGGCCCUUGUAGAGGAUUCAAGGUCCAAAAUGAAGAUGCUGCCUGUUGAAGCAGAGGAUCCCAUUGAUAACCCAGUGCCUGAUGGUGAAGAGAAUGAAGAGGAUCAUUAUGAAGAUGAUAUGGAUAUAGAGGAACCACUUCUUAUGCUGAGCACAUCUGCCAUCAACAUGUCAUCAAAAAAGAUUAUGGAGGAGGCAGGACUACACAAGAAGCAUUCAACUGAUUCUCCACUGCUCCAGGCAUUCAGAGGGUACUUGGAGAAAAAAUAUGCAAAAUCCGGAAUCAAACAUGAGCUUGAUAACGUAUCAAGAUGGCUGCAUUUUGUCAACCCAAACGAAGCUUUGGUCAGUUGCAUCCAUAACAUUGAGAGGAGCAUGCAGUUUUUUCAAGAGAUUCAAGCUUCGGCAGCCAGCAAGGCGACAGAUCAUAACUAUAUAGGUGGAGUCAAGAAAUUUAUAAGUUAUGUUGCCUCAGACCUUCAACUGUUGGAAGAGGAUCCAUCUCUGCGUGGGUCAAUUCAAUCAUUCUUGAAGAGUCUGACGGAGGUCCAGAAGUCAACAUACAAUAAGGAAAAAUCUGUGGAAAGAAAGGCGACAAAUCCAAUGGAGUGCCAGGAAGUUAUAAACAAAGCACACCAAUAUUUUGUGGAGAUUAUUGAUCGGGCCAAUGUCAAGAUUGAUUUAGAAGAGAAGGAUAUGACAUCAAUGCUGUUCUACUUAGAGGCGCUCUUGACUUUGCAGCACCUACAGAGACCAAGUGUCAUUCAGAACAUGACCGUUAAACAGUGGCUGGAGAGGACACACUACCAGAAUCAGUCUUCAGGCAGUGUAGCAGCUGUCAUAAAGGUGAAGGCUGCAAGACAGUACAUCGUUGUCCUCCAAGAAGCUGAAGGGAUGUGGUUUGACACCUUUUUUAGAAGAGUCCGACCACUUUUUGUCAAGAGGAGCUUGAAAGGAGAAAAUGGAUAUUUUUUUGUCUCCAGUAAAGGACAUAAAAUCCAGAACCCAACAACCGAUGUCCGCAGAUUCCAAGAAAAGUUUGAUGCUUGUUUGGCCAGCGGGCAGGAAACACAGGAAAUUUUUAUAAAAUUCAUCUGUGACAGCAGCUUGAGUGACCAGGAGCUCAUUGAAAGAUAUCUGAAGGCAGAUUCAAAUCUGAAUGAGAGCAACAUCAACGAGCAUAUAUGUGCUGCCAUAAGAGUGAGUGAGCUGCAGAGGUCAUGGGCCAAACCUUCACACUCAAGGUUAGUUUAGCUAAUGCAGUACGCAUCAUUGGCAGUAGCCUUUAUAGUUGUCGAUGUCUUGUUAAGUUGUUAUUCUUAUUACUUAACUUUUCUCUCAUUACCUCUACACAUGCUCACAUUCAAGACUUUGCAAGGGCUGCACCCUUCCUCUGGAAUUCUCUCCCAUGGUCUGUCCAAAUUUCUCCCAACCUUUCUGCUUUCAAGAAAUCUCUUAAAAUGCACAUAUUUAGA